Messenger RNA from Phytophthora sojae, 4398 nucleotides. RefSeq lists its product as hypothetical. The coding region runs from base 1 to 4398 and encodes 1465 amino acids. Lineage: Eukaryota; Oomycota; Peronosporomycetes; Peronosporales; Peronosporaceae. The transcript is spliced from 6 exons. The record is from RefSeq and is a predicted model, not a curated record.
AUGUACGAGGAUGAAUUCAAACUUGAAACUUUUUACAGCAAUUAUCUCAACGAACCGGUCUCUAGCACCAAUGAGUCUAAACUUAAGGACAAGCUAGUAGGACCCGGAUAUAUAGUUCGUAUUUUAGGCAUCGUUUACAUUGCAGAUGUCUCGCUCAGAUGCUGGGUUCCUCUUUGGAGUUUAGCGGGCAUGAAACUUAUAGGUAACAUAGUGGCGAGUUCUGUGCCGUCUACCUACGAAAGGGCAGCGGCUCCUUAUCUGGGCAUUAUAAACUAUGUAGCAAGCACAGUCGAGCUUAUGAGGUCGAUGAGCAUUUGCGUAGGCAUCCAACGGUACGAAGUAGAACUUAUAACGAAUAUCAAAAUGAAAGAAAAGAAAAAAAAGGUUACUCACAGGAAAGGAAUCAAGAGAAGUAAAGAUAGUAGUUCACCGAACGCGGAUAAACGCAUACGUUUUAUAAAUGAGUUGUACCAAGAUCUUUGCAUACUCCCUUCGAUGAACACGAAUAGAAAAUGUUCUGCUUUUUUCGAAGCAGCAAUCACUAGAUAUUGGGCGUUUGCAAGUCUAAAGGACAUGAAAGAAACUAUGAGUGAAGAUUGGCUCGAUAAUCAGAAGAAGUGGAUGAAAAGAGAAUAUAAGAGAUACUUAGUCAACGGAAACUCCGAAUUUGAUAACACCGAAUACAACAAUUACGAAAAAAGGCCUAAGGAGAACACAAUAAAAGUCAAGUUCGAUAUAUGUAAGCAGGCAUUUAGGAGUGUAGUACAUGGAUCAGUCAAUGGACUUAUGUCUAACUUGGUGACACAACCAAUUUCAUCUAAGUUGUUGUUCAAGAAAACAGAGAUUUUAAGUUUAGGGGUUCUAGAAAGAGCUAUGCUCACUGCCUUAGACCCUCUCUCCCUCAGAUGUUUAAUGUGGUACCUGGGAAAUUCUAUUUUGGACUGGAAAACAAAUAAUAGGAUAGUCUACGUUUACGGUACCGCAGGUACAGAGAAGAGUACAAUUAUAACGAACAUUCUGGAAGCUUUCAGAGGUUGUUCCCAUCCUCUAAGUACAGAUUACGUAGGUACUCGCAAGAAGAUAACCAAUGAGGAUCUCAUGGCUAUGGCAAGUAACAGAAUAGUAGUUUACGGCGAUGUUACCGUAGAGGAUGGUCAGAUAAACGAGUCGUUCUGGAAGACUUCCGUUGGAGGAGACGCAGUAUCGGUAGAUAACAACAAUAUCACCAUAGACAGCACAGUGAUCCUGGCGAGUAACUCUCUGUGGGAUUGUAACAAGCAAACUAAGAGUAUGUGGUUCACACGACGUACAUGUGUUAUCAAGGCUUCUCGUAAUUUACUAGGAAGAGAGAUUAUGUCUCCUGAUAUACAUGAGAAAGAUCCUGCAAGCAUUACAAGAGGUACUACAUUCAAACUUGAUCUCAGUCCAGAAGAAGCUCUUGUCGCAACUAGAAUUUUAAUGCUUAACGCAGACGUUGAUCUGGUGUUCGGUUCGAAUGUUUUGAAAGUCAGCAUUCCUCGAACUAGCAACAGCGUAGGUGGCUUCUUCCUCCUAGAAAACACCAGAUUUAUAGCGGGAAUAGAAACGAACGACAACGGAGACGAACUUUCUUUGGAAUUCGACUUCGACCUAUCCUCUUCCGACUCACGUAUGAACGAGUAUACUUUGGAGAAGGGAACCGUACUAGCGAUCUCGCUCGAGAGGUGUAUCGCAGAUGGUACUUUCGCAGGACGCAUGAACGACAUCAACGUAAGUGUAGAAUGUAAAACUUCCUCUGUUGAGUACUUCAGUUUGAUAUGCGAGGAAAACCUAGAACUGGACAGCAACACUCCCAGGGUCUUCGACAUCUCGAAUGUUAAGGGCAUGGUAGAAGACAGCAGAGUAUGUAUGCCUUUGAAAAUUGAAGCAAGCUAUGCUCAAGAAAAAUUUAUAACAGUAAGUCAUACGCAAGCUAGUGGUAUCGUGUCUGUUACGAGUGACGCAGGCGAGUUCUCAAAUAUGGCCAAGAAACGUGCUGGUAAGUUGGGUGACAAUACAUCGUCGGUACAGACGAAUCCCACUCGAAUAUAUAAGAAGAAGAUAGUUGACGAGAGUGACAUUAAGGACUUGAGUGAAAAAACAACGGUGUACAAAGCUGAAAGUGACAAGCCUAAGUCCGAAGAAAGAGAAAGUGAGCUCAUGACUUCUACUCAACCUUCUAUUACUCCCACUAAAUCGGAGGAAGAAACCCAAGCUCUUCUAAAGAAUUCUAAUGCUGAGUUUCUCCUUGCCGAUGAAACGCAAGAUCCCGAGGUAGACGGUACGAAAACACCCACGUCGGACGAGAAGAGCGAGAGACAUACCCAAGAAGGUGAUGACGAGAAGAACGAUGAUGAUGUUGGCACCAGCAAUUCAGUUGGAGGUAUCGAAGAGAAGGCUGGUAAGAAGAAAGAGCGUGGAAUCAGAGUUGCAGGUGGUGAACGUGACGAUAGCGACUCUGACGAUGAUGAUCUCGAGGGCGUUGGGGGAGAAAAUGAAAAUGAUCGUGACUACGAGUCCAAGUUGUAUCCCAAGGACACCGGAGAUUUCAUCAUUGCAUGUGAUGACGCUUUGUACUCGUGGAAGAAGGAGACCAUCGAUCACGAUUUGCUGAGAAAUACUCUAGUGGAAGUCGUUGUUCCAAGUUACGACCACUUGUACGAAGCAUCAAUUAGCGGAGAGACCAGUGUUCUGACUAAGAAGACGAGGACCCUUAUCAAGUACAUACUGAAGUUCCACGAGAAGCAUGAUAGUCUGACACGCGAAGAGAAGUCCAAGCUUACGAAAAUGGCGAAACAAUUGAAGACAAUCCAAGAGGGUGGCAGCGUAGGAGAACGUAUCCGAUUCGAUGGUGUGAACGCAGGAGGAGAAGAGAGGAAGAAAAAGAAAAGAAAGUCGUCGAAAAAGCCAGACGAGAGGCUGUCAGACAAACCAGCAAAGAGACCUUCUAGGAAGUCCGAAGAGACGGAUGAUGACGAAAAGAAGAGACGUGUGAAGACUGAGAAGCGAAGUGUCGAGAAGAAGAGGGAAGUCGAGAAGGAGACGUCCAAAAAGAAAAAUAAAAGGACUCCUCAAGAAAAGCUGGUUCAAAGCUUCGAUAUUUGGAGCAAACUUACAGGAAGCGGUAAAGUUGGGUCCGACAAGAUCAAGAAAGUUGUAGCAAAGAACAAGGACCAUCACAAGAUCACGUUGGAGAAUCGCACAGUGAUUGACUGCUUUCUACUCAAAGGCAAAGAGAACUCUCUGUCUAUUCCGACGCUUACUGACCCUUACUACAACUGGACUAACGGAACCGGUCAGAUUACGCUUUAUCCGGGAGAUCCCUUCCUUUUCGCAAGACCUGACAACAAAGGUCCACCUACGCCUAUGUCUACGGCUCUUGUCUUGGCUAAAAAUGUUAGGACGGGUCACGUAGUCGUCUCCGAAGACAUUCCUUUCUACCACGCGCUAGUAGAUCCUUUGCACAAUAGCGAGGGUGAGAAGCGGUCCAAGCAGGGGUACGGAAAUGGCGGCAAGCUGAAGUAUGGCGUUCAUUACCUCGCUUUUAGGAUUCCUGAUGAAGACGUGGAAUCAAUGAUUAGUCCUCUCUUGGACUAUGUAAAGACAUGUUACAACAUGAAACCCAACGAGUGGAGGAAGUAUACUUCGAUCAGUACAUCCAACCUGCCCUCUGGAAAAGAGGAAGUCAUCAACGACAUCAAGGGCAAGUGGUAUGACGUGAAACUCCCUGUCAUAAAAGGCAAUCCGGUCUACGCUCGCAUGAACGAACUCUUCCGCGUGGUAGGACAGAGCUCGAAGGGGAAGGAGGUCCAGCGCAAGAUCGGUGUCAAUGAUGUUUACAAGAUCAUUCCUAACGUCAGCAAGUCUCAGGCUUUUUCCAUUCAACUGCGCAUGGGCAUGAAGAUUAGCACAGGAGGGCCUACGCUCCGCUGCAAUUUCAACUUCGGGUCGCUGGAUCGUAACUGCCGCGGUAUAGUCUUUGAUUUUAUGGACACUGGAUUGAUGUCGUUUCCUACCAAUUACGGCGAGCAUAACGCGAAUUCUGGUACCAAGAAGACUACUGUGGUUCUUAAGCAGCUCUCUAGCAAGAAGCGUAAAGACAAGAACAAGAAAAAGAGUAAGUCCAAAAAGAAAAAGGACGACUCCGACUCAGAGGAGGAUUCUGAUUCUGACAGCGAAGACUCGGAAAGCGAGAAUGAAAGUGAUGACGAUAGUGAGUCGGAUGAUAAUGAAUCCAGCGAUGAGGAGAGCUCCGGAUCAGAGGACGAAAGCAGUGAAGAAGAUAGCGAUGACGAUGGUUCGGACAACGCAGAUGAGGACGGUGAAAGCGAUAGCGAAGAGAGUAGCGGAGAUGACGGCGACGAAUCCGAUGAAGACUAG